Molecule: messenger RNA, 1779 nt
Organism: Bolinopsis microptera
Lineage: Eukaryota; Metazoa; Ctenophora; Tentaculata; Lobata; Bolinopsidae
Product: potassium voltage-gated channel subfamily A member 7-like
Exons: 4
Coding region: 106-1629 (507 amino acids)
Biological process (GO): potassium ion transmembrane transport; protein homooligomerization
Cellular component (GO): membrane; voltage-gated potassium channel complex
Molecular function (GO): voltage-gated potassium channel activity
Source: RefSeq, a predicted model, not a curated record
GUGUUAUCGAUUAGCUGCCACCUACCCAGUUCAAGUUAAGUGAUUCUUGAAACGACAAUAACUAUGCUGUUAUGAGUAUGGUAUGGAGUGCAGUACGAAGCUGUAAUGGACUCUAUAACUUCUUACCGAUUUCUCGAUUCCCCUGAAGAUCCGAAUGGAUUGAUGUUAGAAGAGAAGAAGUCGCAUACUAACCACAAAACAGACGACAUCAGGCGAUCCUACUGUGACGACAAAACCCCGCCGAGAUUGUCCUUGAACGAUGACAAAAGAAUCUCUUCUGACUCCACAGCUUACCUGUUAGAGGUGCCCACUCCCGUUUCUCCGACUGUAUCCCCCGCUACUGCAUGUGCACCCCUGGCAGAGCUUUGCAAGAUUAACGUCUCAGGGAGAGAGUACGUCACAACAUACGAUUGUCUCGACAAGUACCCAGAUACUCUGCUUGGGAACCCCGUUGAACGAGACAAGUACUACAGACCCGACAUCAACUCUUACUACUUCAACCGUUCCCGUCAAUGCUUUGAGACGAUCCUAGCGUUUUAUCAAACAGGCAGAAGCCACCAAGUCCCUGAGUACGUAUGUUUGGACUUGUUCGAGGAUGAGAAGCGUUUCUUCAGAAUCCCAGAACCGUACUAUGAUGAGGACGGGUCAGAACUGGGCGGAGAGGAUGAACACACAGGGGGCUUCCUCAGUCACUGCUCCCCCAAGAUCAGGUCAAAAGGGCGGGACAUCUACCAGACUAUCAUGGACCCGACCUUCUCCCGGGCAGCUUCCAUUUGGCAUACACUCGAUAUCAUCUUCAUUUGUAUCUCCAUAACCUUCAUGAUUUGUGAAACGGACCCGGUGGUUGGGCAUUAUUUUGUCUUCCCGGUCCCGGAUGAUGGGCAUGAGGAGGAGAUUCUGAUGGUUGGGUCAUUGUUCCCUGUAAACAACAUCUUAUUCGGGAUUGAAUCAUUACUCAUCAUGUUUUUUAGCAUAGACAUAGUCGCCAGGUUUAUAACCUGGCCAGGGUUUCUCACAUUCUGGAAGAACAUUUUCAACAUUCUAGACAUUUUAUCAAUUAUUCCAUUCUACAUCAGUCUGGUGGCUCACAACAUGCAUCCAGAAGGUGAAGGCGAACACCAUGACGACGAAGUGGUCAAACAAAAAUACUUCAUCCUCAAAAUGUGCCGAAUUUUUCGAAUAGUUCGGGUUUUCAAGUUCGUAAAGCAUUCCAAAGACUUAAUAGUAAUCGUGAAGGUUCUGCUAUCUUCCAGAAAAGAACUAGGUUUACUGGUAAUCCUUCUGGGUAUAUCCACAGUCACAUUCGGGAGCAUCAUGUUCUAUGUAGAGCACGAGAGUAACCCAGACAUGUUUAACUCUAUCAUGACUGGAUGCUGGUGGGCUCUGGUGACCAUCACGACUCUGGGGUACGGGGACAUUCAUCCUAUAACUAUAGGGGGCAAGAUUAUCGGGGCUGUACUGCUGACUUUUGGGAUGGUGUUCCUGACCCUGCCCAUGACAAUUAUUGUUAGCAAGUUUGGGAGUGUAUACGAGAAGGAGAAUAGGAAGUUGUACGAUGAAGUACCAGACGUUUCUACUAAAGAGGAUUCCACAUCAAACAUUAAUACUCCUAAGUUAAGGAAUUCUUGAGACGCUUGAACUGGGAAGAUUGUUGAUGUUUUAUGAAGAUUAUUUACAAAUGCUGAGUUAUUAAUUUAAAUUUGUUCUUGGCCUGACUUGCAUGAUGACAGAUUUAUUGAGGUUGAAUAUUUUGGAAUUUGGAUGAUAAGCAGUUUUAAA